GUUCAGAGGGCUUUUUUUCCCCCAGUAGCUCCUGGUCUUUAUAAGCCACACUGCAGCUCAGACAGUCACCUGGAGCCACUACAGGACAAAGUGUGCCAUCUGUGAGCUCCAGGAUGCACUGUGCCAGCUGUGUGGGCCUCCUCCUGGCUGGAUUCCUGGCCCUUUCUCACAGUGAGCUUGAUGAGAUAGGUGAAUCCGACAUCUACCCAUUCUUAACUGCACCCCCGAACGUUCAGAUCGCUCCUGGAAAUACCAACUUUGCCUUCCGCUUCUACCACCUGAUUGCAUCCCAAAACCCCAGAAAGAACAUCUUCUUCUCCCCACUGAGUAUCUCACUUGCCUUCUCCAUGCUGUCGCUGGGGGCCGACAAGUCCAGCCAGAGUCAGAUCCUCGAAGGCCUGGGCUUCAACCUCACAGCGCUGUCUGUGCCCGACAUCCAUGAGGGCUUCCGGUACCUGCUGCGAAUGCUCAUGCACCCGGACCAUCCUGACUUAGAAACCCACGUGGGCAUAGCCUUGUUCCUGAGCCCUAACCUGAAGCUACUCCCACGGUUCAUUUAUGACAUCGAGGGUUUCUAUAACGCAAAGCUCCACCGCCCCAACUUCACAGAUGUCGCGGGUACAAGCCGGCUCAUCAACGACUAUGUCAGGGAAAAAACUAAUGGGAAGAUCUCAAAUUUGGUCAGCCAACUGAGCCGGGACAUGAAGAUGGUGUUGGUGAAUUUCAUCUACUUCAAAGGUCUGUGGGAGAAGCCCUUUCCUCCAUCCAGGAUUGCGCUCCGUGACUUCCACAUAGAUGACAAAACGAUCGUGCAGGUUCCCAUGAUGAUGCACUUUCAGGAGCCCCACUGGUAUUUUCGAGACAAGCGCGUGCCCUGCUCGGUCCUGAGGAUGGAUUACCGAGGCAGCAUGGUGGCACUCUUUGUCCUUCCUCACGAGGGCAAGAUGCACGAGGUGGAGCAGGUGUUGUCCCCGGAUAUGCUACAGCGGUGGCUCUACUUGCUCCAGAACAGGUACUUUCACAAGAGACUCACCUUGUACAUGCCCAAGUUCUCUGUCUCCAGUUCCUAUGAGCUGGAUCGGAUUCUGCCCAUGAUGGGCUUUGGGGACCUGUUCUCACCAAAUGCCAGUUUUUCCGGCAUCACGACACAACAGAAACUGUGGCUAUCCAAAAGUUUCCACAAGGCAACCAUGGACGUGAAUGAAGUUGGCACUGAGGCCGCGGCGGUCACUGGCGUCUCCACUGUGUUUCUUUCUGCCCAGCAAGACUAUCGUGUCCUUAUGUUCGACCGGCCCUUCUUUGUGGCACUUUUUUCCAACAUGACCCGCUCUCUGCUCUUCCUGGGAAAAGUGGUCAACCCCAUGGAGUCAUAGCCUCCCGGGACUGGCUGGUGUGUCACAAGAAGGCUGCGUGCAAGCAGCUCUGUGUCCUUGGCUGGGAACAGGGAAGAGGUUCCCACCCGAGGAAGAAGCCAGGGGAAGGGGAGGGACGUGGGCAGGGCAGAAUGGACUGGAAAGUGCAAGAGGCCCUUCUAUGGGGCCACACUGAUUAAACCAAAUGACAGCUCUGA
Molecule: messenger RNA, 1570 nt
Organism: Jaculus jaculus (lesser Egyptian jerboa)
Lineage: Eukaryota; Metazoa; Chordata; Mammalia; Rodentia; Dipodidae
Gene: Serpina4
Product: serpin family A member 4
Exons: 5
Coding region: 114-1373 (419 amino acids)
Biological process (GO): negative regulation of endopeptidase activity
Molecular function (GO): serine-type endopeptidase inhibitor activity
Source: RefSeq, a predicted model, not a curated record